AAGAGAGGUGCACACGUGACAGUAUAUGAACAAGAUGCUUCACUACAUGCUCGACCUCGAGACUGGAACUUUGGUAUUUACUGGGCUCAGGUGCCUCUCCGAGAAUGCUUGCCAGAGCAUUUGGCGAACCAAGUCGAAGAUGCUCAGGUGGACGACCACAAAGCUGGUGAAGAUGAGACGAUGCCAAUAUUCAAUGGCAACACCGGCGAGCUGCUCAGAGCCCUACCCAUACCCUACAACAUCCGUCUCGCUCGAAAGAGAUUCCUCCAGCUCAUCAGUCAAGGCGUUGACAUACAAUGGAGCAAGAAGCUGAAGCACGUCUCCUCGGACGGCAAGCUGGCAACAGCAGCUUUCGAAGAUGGCACCACGGCGACAGCAAACCUUCUCAUCGGCGCGGAAGGCGCUCACUCGUACGUGAGAGACUUUCUAUGCGGACCAGAACAGGCCACCCUCGAUAUGUCCCCUCUGGUCGCAAGUGCCUGUGUGGCCAAAUUACCCAAAGAAGCAGCGUUGAAAUUCAAGGAGAAAGCACAUCGCUUGAUGGUCUUAUUUCAUCCGCUCGGCUACUUCAACUGGAUAGGAAUCCACGACGCGCACGCACCCUCCGAGCCUGGAGACUGGACGUUCAUGAUGAUCAUGUCCUGGAUCCCCUCCGACCCCAACUACACCCCUUCAUCCCUCCAAGGCAGCGCCAACAUCCUGGCAGACCUCAAACGACGAGCCGGAGACUUCAGCGACGACAUCAAGUUUCUCUGGCAGUCGAUCCCGGAAGACACGCAAUGCUGGCACAACAGAUUAUCGAGUUGGACACCGCAACCUUGGGACAAUCGAAACGGGACUGUGACGUUAGCAGGUGAUGCCGCGCAUCCUAUGACGUUCCAUCGAGGCCAGGGAUUGAAUAAUGCUAUUUUGGAUGUGGGAUUGUUGGCGAAGCAGGUUGGCGAGCACGGAAUCACUGCUGCGGCGAUAAAGGCGUAUGAGUCGGAAAUGAUUCCUAGGGCGAGAGAUGCGGUGAUUGGAAGCAAUGAAAACAGUAUGAGUGUCCACGACUGGGACAGAUUAUUGCAGUCGCCUUUGUUCACGACAGGAUUGAAACAGAAGUAG
Molecule: messenger RNA, 1104 nt
Organism: Pseudocercospora fijiensis CIRAD86
Lineage: Eukaryota; Fungi; Ascomycota; Dothideomycetes; Mycosphaerellales; Mycosphaerellaceae
Exons: 4
Molecular function (GO): FAD binding
Source: RefSeq, a predicted model, not a curated record